AUGCCGCCGAGGAAGAAGCCCUUUAGCGGGAAGGCCAAGAAGCAGCAGGUACGGAUGCACUAUAUGUCGUUAUCAUUGCCGCAUGCACCACAAACGGUUUCUUUUGGCAAUGGGGACCUACGCACGAUUUUCCAGAGAGAAUCCCAGGCCGCUGUCGAGGCAAGGAAGAAGGACGCGACGCGAGAGCUCGUGUAUGCAGAGGAUCGUGGAAAUUCGCACUCAAUAUACGCAUAUGACAUCCAAAGUCCAGUUAAUCAGCCGCGCAUAUUGUCAAAACCCGAAUGGUCUCGGGACAUGACGCCGGGGGAGCUGAACGAAGUAGACGAUCGGGCUUUCAAGGAGUGGGUGGAUUAUCUCGACCAAGAGGCAUUAAAUCGUGAGGACGGCGCGCAGCUCAAUUUGUACGAGCGGAACCUGGAGGUCUGGCGGCAGCUGUGGCGCGUAGUGGAGCGCUCCUCUGUGCUGGUGCAUCUCGCUGACGCUCGCUGCCCGCUAUUGCACAUUAGCGACCAAUUAAUGACGCAUAUCCGAACGAAGUUCCCGCGGAAACGCAUGAUGCUAGUGCUGACAAAAACCGACUUGGUGGCGAAAAAUCGCGUCCAGGAGUGGUCGACUUACUUACAGGCACGGUAUGGACAAGAUAUUCCAGUUCUAGCCUACAGUCGCGACAAGGUAGACGACAGCAAUGCUACCCUGAUGCGAACUGUUGGGGAAGUUAGUAGUGCUAUCGAAUACCAAAACCUCAAUAAUGACUCCACCGCAGAAGACAGACGCAAGGACACACUUACAAUCGGAUUUGUCGGAGAGCCGAAUGUCGGCAAGAGCUCCCUACUUAACAGCCUCUUUGACCGCAAGCUCGUGAGUGUAUCAGCCACUCCUGGACAUACCAAGCACCUGCAAACGCACUACUUUGAGCGCGUAGAAAUGCUGAAGCGCAGCGACGACGUCUUCUCGCGCGUGCUCGUGUGCGACUGCCCUGGUGUCGUAUUCCCGCGCUUCAACGUGCCGGUGCUGCUACAGAUCUUGUUCGGCAGCUACCCGAUUGCCCAGACACGUGAGCCAUUUAGUGCCGUGCGAUUCAUCGCCGAGAACUGCGUGCCGCAUCUGCAUGAGGUCUACAAGCUCAAGCCUCUGGAGGAAGAUGACGAGUGGUGCCCCUUCACAUUGUGCGAGUCCUACGCGCAGCUCCGCGGCUUCCGAGUUAAAGGUGGCAAGAUGGACGUGCACCGCGCCGCCAACACUCUGCUGCGCGACACACUAAACGGUAAGAAGGUGGUGCUAUCAUUCCCCCCGCCAGCAGCGACGUAG
Phytophthora infestans T30-4 is the source of this 1308-nucleotide messenger RNA. RefSeq lists its product as uncharacterized. Lineage: Eukaryota; Oomycota; Peronosporomycetes; Peronosporales; Peronosporaceae. The record is from RefSeq and is a predicted model, not a curated record. The transcript has 3 exons. Bases 1 to 1308 code for a protein of 435 amino acids. Gene Ontology annotation, molecular function: GTP binding; GTPase activity.